CCCGAAUCAACUUGGUGGCUCUCAAGAUACUCUUUGAAAAAAGAUCAUGUCUUCAUAUUCUAUCAGGCAGACAACCUCAUCUUCCAGCUCCAAGGGUCCUGGAGGUUUAGGAGGUUUAGGAGGUGGCUCCAGCAGAGUAUCUGGGGUUUACAGGGCUCCAAGCAUCCAUGGUGGCAGUGGUGGCCAAAAUGUCUCCUUCUCCACCUCAAGAAUGAGUUCUGGCAUGGGUGGAGGAUAUGGAAGCUGUGGUGUUGAUGCUGGCCUAGGUGGCCUAGGUGGCUUAGGUGGGGCCUACUUUUCUAAUUAUGGUGGGGGCUAUGGUUCUGGCUAUGCAUUUGGAGGAGGUAUGGCUGGAGGAGAAGGCCUUAUUUCAGGAAGUGAAAAGUAUACCAUGCAGAACCUAAACGAUCGUUUGGCUGCAUAUCUGGAGAAGGUGCGCACCUUGGAGAGCGCAAAUGGAGAACUGGAAAUCAAGAUAAGAGAUUGGUAUCAGAAGCAGGCACCCAGUCCAGCCACCGACUACAGUCAUUAUUACAAGAUCAUUGAGGAUCUCCGCAGAAAGAUUCUUGCUGGCACCAUGGACAAUGCAGGUAUUCUUCUGCAGAUCGAUAAUGCUAAACUGGCUGCCGAUGACUUCAGAACCAAGUAUGAGACCGAACUUGCUCUCCGGAUGAACGUUGAGGCUGACAUCAAUGGCCUACGCAGAGUCCUGGAUGAUUUGACCAUAGCCCGAUCAGACCUGGAGAUCCAGAUUGAAAGUCUUAAGGAGGAACUUGCAUAUCUGAAGAGGAACCAUGAGGAAGAAAUGAAUGCUCUACGUGGACAAGCUACUGGCCAGGUGAAUGUGGAGAUGGACGCGGCACCAUCUGCUGACCUAUCAAAGACUCUGGCUGAAAUGAGAAGUCAGUAUGAAAACCUAGCGGAGAAGAAUAGACGAGAGGUAGAAGAAUGGUACUUCAAAAAGACCGAAGAGCUAAACAAAGAAGUUGCCAGCAGCAGUGCACUGAUCCAGACAACCAAGACAGAAAUUACAGACCUGAAACGUACUUUUCAGAGCUUAGAGAUAGAGCUUCAAACCCAACUAAAUAUGAAAUCGGCAUUGGAGGGCUCCUUAGCAGAAACAGAAGGUCGUUAUUGCAUGCAGCUUUCACAGAUCCAAGGCCUAAUCGGUAAUGUAGAGGCACAGCUUGCAGACCUGCGGUCAGACAUGGAACGUCAGAGUCACGAGUAUAAAAUUCUCAUGGACGUGAAGACUCGUCUAGAGCAGGAAAUUGCCACCUACAGACGCCUCCUGGAAGGAGAAGAUGCUCACUUAUCCCAAAAGGAUGGCUCCCGAACUCGCAACAUUCGCACCGUCUUAGAGGAAAGCGUUAACGGCAAAAUUAUCUCUUCUCGUGAAGAUGUUAAAAAGAUGCAAUAUUGAACGUUGUCAGAAAGCCCAGACUUUCUCUGACUCAAAGAAAUCAAUUCAGCUGAAUGUUCAAGAGAACAUGAAAAAUGAUGGUAUAUGGAAAAUAUUUGGGAUUAUUCUGUUUCCCACCUGUAUUUUCUCAGUUUGAAUAAAAAAAAAUGUUUUUCUGCA
This is a messenger RNA of Xenopus laevis (African clawed frog), 1582 nucleotides long. RefSeq names its product keratin 17 S homeolog (gene krt17.S). The record is from RefSeq and is marked provisional. Gene Ontology annotation, molecular function: structural molecule activity. Gene Ontology annotation, cellular component: cytoskeleton; intermediate filament. NCBI's taxonomy places the organism in Eukaryota, Metazoa, Chordata, Amphibia, Anura, Pipidae. Gene Ontology annotation, biological process: intermediate filament organization; epithelial cell differentiation.